GAGAUGACCCUGGAAGAGCUGCGUGUCCUGAUGGAGCUACGAUCUGUUGAUGCUCUGAAAAAAAUAAAAGAGAGUUAUGGAGAUGUCUUUGGAAUCUGCACACGGCUCAAAACAUCCCCAAAUACAGUGUGUGUAGACAACCAUUCUGCUACUGAAGAGGAUGAAAAUGAGAUGGCUUGGAUUGAAGGAACUACAAUUCUUUUGUCAGUAGCUUGUGUAGUAUUAGCAACAGCAUUAAAUGACUGGAGUAAGGAGAAACAAUUUAGGAGGUUGCAGCAUCAUAUUGAAAAAGAACAGAAGUUUGCUGUUGUCAGAGAUGGUCAAGUCAUCCAAAUACCCAUAACUGACAUAGUUGUCGGGGAUAUUGUGCAUAUCAAGUAUGGUGACCUUCUACCAGCUGAUGGUGUGCUUCUCCAAGGGAAUGACCUCAAAAUGGAUGAGAGUUCACUCACAGGAGAAUCUGAUCAUGUUAAGAAGACUUUGAGUGGAGAUCCCAUGCUGCUUUCUGGUACCCACGUGAUGGAAGGCUCUGGAAGAAUGAUAAUUACUGCAGUGGGUAUAAACUCACAGAUGGGAAUUAUCCUCACUUUGCUUGGGGUGGGAGGAGAACUAGAGAAGGAGAAAGUGAAAAAGAAAAAGAAAAAACAAGAUGGCUCUCCUGAGAACAGCAACAAAGCAAAAGCUCAGGAUUAUGCAGCCACAGAAAUGCAGCCUGGAACUAGUAAACAAAGCACUAAUGGAGACGAGACAGUCACCAGGCAAUCAAAUUUGCCAAAAAAAGAAAAAUCAGUCCUACAAGGGAAACUUACCAGAUUAGCAGUUCAGAUUGGCAAAGCAGGGUUGGCAAUGUCUACAAUCACAGUGGUUGUCCUUAUAGUUUAUUUUUUAAUUAAAACAUUUUUGAUUCAGAAGCAUACUUGGACUGCUCAGUGCACCCCAGUUUAUAUAAAAUAUUUUCUGAAGUUCUUCAUUAUUGGAGUUACGGUCUUGGUUGUAGCUGUGCCAGAGGGUCUCCCACUUGCUGUCACUAUCUCACUCGCUUAUUCUGUAAAGGAAAUGAUGAAAGAUAAUAACCUAGUGCGGCAUUUGGAUGCUUGUGAAACAAUGGGCAAUGCAACAGCCAUUUGCUCAGAUAAAACAGGAACAUUAACUAUGAACAGAAUGGCAGUAGUCCAGGCUUUCAUCAGCGAAAUGCAUCAUAAAAUUAUUCCUGCACAUGAAUCAAUUCCUCAGACUACUCUGAACUAUCUUUUAACAGGUAUUUCUGUGAAUUGUGCUUACACUUCCAAAAUAUUGCCUUCUGAAAAAGAAAGUGGCUUGCCACGUCAGAUUGGCAAUAAAACUGAAUGUGCCUUGCUGGGAUUUCUUCUGGAUUUAAAACAGGAUUAUCAGGCUGUAAGAAAUCAAAUACCAGAAGAAAAGUUGUAUAAAGUAUACACCUUCAAUUCUGAUAGAAAGUCAAUGAGUACAGUACUGAAAAAUGUUGAUGGUAGUUACCAGAUGUUCACCAAGGGUGCUUCUGAGAUAGUACUUAAAAAAUGCAACAAAAUCUUGAAUGCUGCUGGUAAACCUAAACCAUUCAACUCAAAGGACAGUGAUGAUAUUGUAAAAAAUGUGGUUGAACCUAUGGCUUCUGAUGGACUCAGAACCAUAUGUCUAGCAUUCAGAGAUUUCCCAGCUGGGCAGGCUGAACCAGACUGGGACAAUGAAAACGAUAUUAUCAUGGAACUUACAUGUAUUGCAGUUGUUGGCAUUGAAGAUCCAUUGAGACCUGAAGUUCCUGAUGCAAUAACAAAAUGCCAGAAUGCUGGCAUCACAGUGCGCAUGAUUACUGGCGAUAACAUUAAUACUGCACGCACAAUUGCUUUGAAAUGUGGUAUUUUGCAUCCUGGGGAGACCUUCCUUUGCUUGGAGGGAAAAGAGUUGAACAGAUUAAUACAUAAUGGGAAAGGUGAGAUUAAGCAAGAGCUCCUAGACAAGAUUUGGCCAACACUUCGGGUGCUUGCAAGAUCCUCCCCGACUGACAAACACACUUUGGUAAAAGGUAUAAUUGACAGCACCAUCUCAGAACAGAGACAAGUUGUAGCAGUAACUGGUGAUGGUACUAAUGAUGCGCCAGCACUGAAGGAAGCAAAUGUUGGUUUUGCUAUGGGCAUUGCUGGAACAGAUGUAGCUAAAGAAGCAUCGGAUAUUAUUCUCACAGAUGACAACUUCACAAGCAUCGUUAAAGCAGUUAUGUGGGGCAGAAAUGUAUAUGACAGUAUCUCCAAAUUCUUGCAGUUCCAGCUUACUGUCAAUGUAGUAGCAGUAAUUGUUGUAUUUGUGGGAGCAUGUAUCACGCAAGAUUCACCACUGAAAACUGUGCAGAUGCUGUGGGUGAACCUCAUUAUGGACACAUUUGCUUCUCUUGCUUUAGCUACAGAAAAACCAACUGAGUCUCUCUUGCUACGGAAGCCUUAUGGAAGAAAUAAACCCCUAAUCUCCCGCACAAUGAUGAAAAACAUUUUGGGUCAGGCAUUCUAUCAGCUCAUGGUCAUCUUUACACUUAUUUUUACUGGUGAAAAGCUUUUUGAUAUGGACAGUGGAAGAAAUGCUCCUCUGCAUUCCCCACCCUCCAAUCAUUACACGAUUGUAUUCAAUACUUUUGUGUUGAUGCAGCUUUGUAAUGAAAUCAAUGCCCGAAAGGUUCAUGGUGAAAGGAAUGUCUUUGAGGGAAUAUUCAGUAAUGCCAUCUUUUGUGCUAUCACUGCUGGUACGUUAAUUGUACAGAUACUUAUAGUAGAGGUUGGUGGGAAGCCCUUUAGUUGUACUGAGCUUACAGUAGAACAGUGGCUAUGGUCACUUUUCCUAGGGAUAGGAACAUUACUGUGGGGCCAGCUGAUAACAACAAUUCCAAAUAACUAUUUGAAGUUCUUGACAGAACUUGGUCAUGGGCCACCAAAGGAAGAAAUCCUUGAGGAAGAACUAGCUGAAGGUGCAGGAGAGAUUGACUAUGCUGAAAGAGAAUUACGUCGUGGUCAGAUCUUAUGGUUUAGGGGGAUGAACAGAAUUCAAGCUCAGAGCCGAGUGGUGAAUGCAUUUCGUACUUCCUUUUACGAGGAGUUAGAAAAACCACAAACACAAAGUUCAGUUCGCAGCUUAAGAGAAUCUAAGCAAUGAAUUUUAAGUCCUACCUUCCCAUUAUUGAAACGUCACUCAAAAAAUAAUACUGGGCUACAUAUUAACACAUUCACUGCCUUAAGAAAUAAAUGGGAUUUUUUUUCACACAGAGUGAUAACAAGACAAUCUUUUUGUCUUGAACUGCAAAGGAAGGCACACUGGCGUGAAUGGAGAUUUGUUAAUUAAAGAGCUUUCUGACAGAUUUGAGGGUUUCUUUUUUGGAGAAUGGGAAAAUAAAUUCAUAUAGAUAACAGUAGUUCAGCAUAAAAAGGCUGCUCCUAGCUGUACUCAAAAAUGGGUCUGAAGAGCAUAUUAAGAGUGCUUAUGUUUAUCUUGAGCCUUUCAUUUGGCUUUUUUGUGGGAAAUGGUGACUAUGCUUCCGAUCUAUUAACUCUAAUUUCUGAUGUCAGCUGUUAAAAUUUGACUAGUUUAUUUUAUAAAAGACAACGAUCUUUUUAUAAAGUUCAUAGAUACUUUCAAUUUUUCUCUAUUUAUGAAGGGCAAACUUCUUUCUAUGCGAGUCAAAGAAAAAAGUCAUUUAAAUAGUGCUGUAUUUUCUGGAAUAGGGGGUUUCUAUUGAAACAAAACUCAAUUCUGUUUCCAAUGUACAUGAUAAAUUCUGGAGAUAAGUUGCUAGAGCUAAUGCUUCAAUACAGGCACUGCUAGUGCUUUGUGAACUCAAGUGUGUGGGGCUGGAGACCUUACAAGAACCUAAGGGAGUUUGCUACACAACACCUAUUGAAAUGGAGUGGGAGAUGCUUGCCUGGCUCCUUUACCCUGGCCUAGUGAAUAAAUUAGAGCCUCUGUUCUAUUUAAUGUUUAUAGUACUGAAAGGAGGCCAGUCACCAGGGCCGGCUCCAGGCCCCAGCACGCCAAGCGCGUGCUUGGGGCGGCAUGCCGCAGGGGGCACUCCGCCGGUCGACGGGA
This is a messenger RNA of Mauremys mutica (yellowpond turtle), 4086 nucleotides long. RefSeq names its product plasma membrane calcium-transporting ATPase 1-like. Gene Ontology annotation, biological process: regulation of cytosolic calcium ion concentration; calcium ion transmembrane transport. Gene Ontology annotation, cellular component: membrane; intracellular membrane-bounded organelle. The record is from RefSeq and is a predicted model, not a curated record. The transcript has 2 exons. Gene Ontology annotation, molecular function: P-type calcium transporter activity; ATP hydrolysis activity; PDZ domain binding. The coding region runs from base 4 to 3159 and encodes 1051 amino acids. Lineage: Eukaryota; Metazoa; Chordata; Testudines; Geoemydidae.